Molecule: messenger RNA, 1386 nt
Organism: Manis pentadactyla (Chinese pangolin)
Lineage: Eukaryota; Metazoa; Chordata; Mammalia; Pholidota; Manidae
Gene: TRIM50
Product: tripartite motif containing 50
Molecular function (GO): zinc ion binding
Source: RefSeq, a predicted model, not a curated record
AUGGCGUGGCAGGUGAGUGUGCCUGAGCUGGAGGACCGCCUUCAGUGCCCCAUCUACCUGGAGGUCUUCAAGGAGCCCCUGAUGCUGCAGUGUGGCCACUCCUACUGCAAGGGCUGCCUGGUGUCCCCAUCCCGCCAGCUGGACUCAGAGCUGCAUUUCCCUGUGUGCCAGCACAGCUCCCUGCCCAAUGUCUCCCUGGUGCUAGUGAUCAAAGCCCUGCGACUCCCCCUGGGCCCGGAGCCCAAGGAGUGCGUGCACCACCAGAACCCGCUCAUCCUCUUCUGUGAGAAGGACCAGGAGCUCAUUGGUCUCUGCGGCUUGCUGGGCUCCCACCAGCACCACAAGGUCACGCCCAUCUCCACUGCCUAUAGCCACAUGAAGGUAGGGAGGUUGCUGCCGCUCUCAUCUGACCUGAAGCAGGAGCAGAAGAAGGUGGAUAAGCAUAUUGCCAAACAGGUGAACAACAGGACCCGGAUUGUCAAUGAGUCCCAUGUCUUCAGCAGCUGGGUGAUCUGCCAUGAGUUCCAGGAACUGCACCACCUGGUGGACGAGGAGAAGACCCGGUGCCUGGAAGGGGUGGAGGGUCACCCCCGAGGCCUCGUGGCCUCCCUGGACCUGCAGCUGGAGCAGGCUCAGGAAACUCAUGAGUGGCUGGUCCAGGCUGAGCGUGUGCUGGAGCAGUUCGGUAACGAGAGUCACCAUGAGUUCAUCCAGAAGUACCACUCCAUAACCUUUGGACAGAGCUCCCAGCAGGCCUGGCACCUGGAAGGCCCAUUCUGCCCCAUCUCCUUCAAGCCAGGCCUCCACCAGGCUGACAUUAAGCUGACCAUGUGGAAAAGGCUCUUCGGUAAGGUGCUGCCCGCACCCACCCGUCCCCAUGUUCCAGCUGAUGGCAGUUCUGUGCCUCCCCGGAAGGGCAGAGCUGCCGUCCACCACCCUCCUGCCAGGCUCUGCAUGCUUGGCCUGCCCCUGCAGCUGCCUGCCUUCUCCUGCUGCACUUACCCUGUCAGGCUCCCCUCUCUCCGACAGUGGAGCCGCGUCCUCCACGCAGGUCCCAGUACUCCAGGGGCUUCCCGUCACACGGGACAGAACCCACCCACCGUCCCAAGGUCCCCAGGCCCUUGCGAUCUGCCCGCCCACCCCCGUAGGCUGGCAUCCCCCCUUCCCUCCAUGCCGGCUGUGUUCUGGCCCAUCCGCCAUCUUCCCUUUCCUCCUGCUCGUCAGGCCGGUUCCCUGGCCCUGCUCUUGCCCCUGCCUGGGACACUGUCCCCGGGGCUUCCCUCAGCUCACCGUCCCCCUUCCAUUAGGCCGCUGGUCCUCCUCAGAGAGAGGCCCCUGACGUCACCCCGCAUCCCCUUGUCGUCCACUUGGAGUAGCAGUGUUUAG